GUAACCGGAUCCAUGGCUAAUGUCGUGAAAGGUAUGGAUAAAGCUAUGGAGUCUAUGAAUUUAGAAAAGAUUUCAAUGGUCAUGGAUAAAUUUGAAUCACAAUUUGAGGAUAUCGACGUUCAAACUCAAUAUAUGGAAGGUGCGAUGGGGAACACAACAACAAUGAGUACUCCACAAGAAGAAGUUGAUUUAUUGAUGCAACAAGUAGCUGAUGAGCAUGGCCUUGAGUUAAAUCAGCAGCUUGGCGAGGCUACUCCUAGUUCAAUCAUUGCAGACAAAGAAAUUGAUGAAGAUGAACAAUUAUCAGAACGUCUACGUAAGCAUUUUUGA
Molecule: messenger RNA, 330 nt
Organism: Racocetra fulgida
Lineage: Eukaryota; Fungi; Glomeromycota; Glomeromycetes; Diversisporales; Gigasporaceae
Source: the annotation of a GenBank genome assembly